Thlaspi arvense is the source of this 1539-nucleotide messenger RNA. The record is from the annotation of a GenBank genome assembly. NCBI's taxonomy places the organism in Eukaryota, Viridiplantae, Streptophyta, Magnoliopsida, Brassicales, Brassicaceae.
AUGUCUUUUUCAGUAGUAGCAGCUCUAGUGGUUGUAGUCGUAGCAGUCGUGCUCCUGUGGACAUGGCGGAUCGUGAAAUGGGUCUGGAUAGAACCCAAGAUGCUGGAGAGUUGCCUGAGAAGACAGGGUCUCGCCGGAACUCCUUACACGCCUCUCGUCGGAGAUAUCAAGAGGAACGUUAAUAUGUUGAUGGAGUCGAGAUCUAAACCCAUCAGUAUAACGGAUGAUAUCACCCCACGUCUCCUUCCUCUCGCCUUAAAGAUGUUCAGUUCUCACGGAAAGACUUUCUUUAUAUGGAUCGGUCCAGUUCCAGCGAUCAUGAUAACGAAUCCAGAGCAGAUCAAGGAAGUCUUUAAUAAAGUUUACGACUUUGAGAAGGCUGCUACGUUCCCUUUGGUCAGACUGUUAGCAGGCGGGCUCGCCAGUUAUAAGGGAGAUAAAUGGGCGAAUCACAGGAGGAUCAUCAACCCGGCUUUUCACCUCGAGAAGAUCAAGAACAUGGUCCCUGCGUUCUACCAUUGCUGCAGGGAGGUUGUCUGCCAAUGGGAGAAGCUCUUUACGAAUAAAGAAUCGUCUUGUGAGGUCGAUGUUUGGCCUUGGCUUGUGAAUUUGACUGCGGAUGUGAUCUCACAUACUGCUUUUGGAAGCAGCUAUAAAGAAGGGCAGAGGAUAUUCCAACUCCAAGGGGAGCUAGCUGAGCUCAUCGCACAAGCUUUUAAGAAAUCUUACAUCCCUGGAUUGAGGUUUUACCCAACAAAGAGCAAUAGAAGGAUGAAAGCAAUAGACAGAGAAAUAGAUUUGAUACUGAGAGGUAUUGUGAGCAAGCGAGAGAAUGCGAGAGAAGCAGCAGCAGCGAACGAUGAUUUGUUGGGGAUACUUCUUGAAUCAAACUCUGAGGAAUCUCAAAGAUAUGGAAUGAGCGUAGAAGAAGUGAUGCAAGAGUGCAAGCUGUUUUAUUUUGCGGGACAAGAGACGACUUCAGUACUGUUGGUCUGGACCAUGGUUUUAUUAAGUCAUCACCAAGACUGGCAAGCUCGAGCUCGAGAGGAAGUGAGGCAAAUACUCGGUGAUAAUAAUAGACCGGACAUAGAUUCUCUCAGCAGCCUCAAAGUCAUGACUAUGAUCUUUAAUGAGGUCUUGAGGCUAUAUCCUCCGGUUGCUCAGCUGAAAAGAGCAGUCAACAAAGAGAUGAAGCUAGGAGAGCUUACCCUUCCAGCUGGAGUUCACGUUUAUAUACCAACUGCUCUUGUCCAUCGCGACCCCGAGCUUUGGGGCGAUGAUGCAGCGGAUUUUAAGCCGGAGAGGUUCAAAGACGGUGUCUCAAAGGCAACAAAGAACCAGGUCUGCUUCUUCCCCUUUGGAUGGGGACCGAGGAUCUGCAUCGGUCAGAGUUUUGCUCUGUUGGAGGCAAAGAUGGCAAUGGCAUUGAUUCUGCAGAGAUUCUCCUUCGAGCUCUCUCCUUCCUAUGUUCAUGCGCCUCAAACGGUCAUGACCACUCGUCCUCAGUUCGGAGCUCAUCUCAUCCUGCACAAGCUCUGA